Molecule: messenger RNA, 495 nt
Organism: Zygotorulaspora mrakii
Lineage: Eukaryota; Fungi; Ascomycota; Saccharomycetes; Saccharomycetales; Saccharomycetaceae
Gene: SHU1
Product: Shu1p
Exons: 1
Coding region: 1-495 (164 amino acids)
Source: RefSeq, a predicted model, not a curated record
AUGUCUAUCGAGUAUGUACUGGCUUCUCUGCUGGAACCGAAGAAAUCCAAUGAAGAUGCAGUACAAACAUUCAUCUUUGUUCUCGGUGACAAAGCAAGAGCUCAUGUAGAAAACGGCAAGAAAACAGAAUCACAUCUGCUGUCAUCCAUCAAUGCGGUGGUGAAAAGUCGAGAUGCAAUACAUGUUUUAUUUUUGAAUCGCUUACAGUAUUUAUUCAUGUAUUUAAUGAAAUUUGAGGCGGAAGAGGACCCAUCAGCUGUGAAGUACGAUAGGUUUGUCGUAUACGGAUUAGAUGCCCUCUUGAAACAGGUCGAUGACGAAAAUGAUAAAAUUAAUGAAGAUCAAUUAAGACUCUCAAAUCUAAUAUUCAAUGCUGCUUUUCGCAUAAAGCGAAAACAUUCCCUCAAGGCAAUCACCUUUGUACCAUUUGAUGACAACAGUGACUUAACAAUGACCCUGCAAAGGCUUGAGCGAUAUUGGAGACAUGUCUGUUGA